Messenger RNA from Leishmania mexicana MHOM/GT/2001/U1103, 2892 nucleotides. RefSeq names its product ATP-dependent RNA helicase-like protein. Lineage: Eukaryota; Euglenozoa; Kinetoplastea; Trypanosomatida; Trypanosomatidae. Bases 1 to 2892 code for a protein of 963 amino acids. Gene Ontology annotation, molecular function: ATP binding; nucleic acid binding; RNA helicase activity. The transcript has a single exon. The record is from RefSeq and is a predicted model, not a curated record. Gene Ontology annotation, cellular component: nucleolus.
AUGGCGCUCAAGAAGACGUUCAAGCAGCGCAUUCGCAAGAAUGACAUGAAGCAGCGGCACCAGAUCGGCUCUGGCUUACGCAAGCGCAUGGGUGCCGCUCGUCGCAUCCACAACCGUUACGACUCGGUGGAUGACGGGACACGACCGAUGGAGAUGAUCGUGUCUGAGAUUGCAGAAGGUACUGCUGUGCCGAGUCAAGAGGCGGUUCUCGACCCCCGCAGUCUGACAGACCUGCUGCUGCGUCCGGCUGAGACACCCGUGGACAACAACAGCGCGUCGGCAAGCGCUAACACCGCCACCACUUCUUCUGCUGUCGCAUCAAAGUCGAACGGUUGCAGCGCCGCCCCAUCGAGGAGGGGGUCGUGGAAGUCGUCCGCACUCCUCACCUCUGUCCCACUUGCAGCCGAGAAGGUGCUGCUGUCGCUGCCCUUAGCUCCCGAUGACCCGCUUGCCUUGCCGGACACCCGCGUCUUCGAGGAGGAGGAGCGGCAGCAGCGCCUGGCGAGAGAGGUGGCGGCCAGGCAGAAAGAAAACAAGAACCUGUACCGCCACAGCGGCCAACCCUACCUCUUUUGGGAGCGUGUUGGGCUUCAUCCUGCACUCCUUCAGGCGCUACGGGAGCUGCACUUCACCCAUCCCACCCCCGUGCAGGAGGAGGUGCUCCCGCACGUCCUGGCGAGCGGCGACGAGGGGCUAGCAAGGCAGAUGAGUGACCAAGCGGACAAGAAGAGCAAGAGGCACAAGCGAGCCGGUGGCGCUGCUGGCAGCGCCGGUCAGGAUGUGGUGGUGUCGGCCGAAACGGGCAGCGGCAAGACGCUGGUGUUUGCGCUGCCCCUCUUACAGGACCUGCUCACCUCGCUGGACAGGGAGAGGGUCAGCGCCGUUGCGCCAACUUCGUCGGCAGAGACUGUGCACGAAAAAGCGAUGGCCCAGGCGGGUUCGGACGCCGCUGCCACGCGAGCCGAGCUGAAGGCGAAACGCCAGAAGCGUAUCAUGCACUCUCUCAUCAUUUCUCCAACGCGCGAGCUUGCCCUCCAAAUCCACGCGGCUAUUCGCCAGCUGACCACGUUCGCGCCGCAGGUGAUGGUGGGUUGUGUGGUCGGCGGCAUGGCCCAGGAGCGCCAGCAGCGCGUCUUGAACCGACACCCACACAUUCUCAUAUGCACCCCAGGUCGUUUGUGGGACCUGGUGCAGAAGAACGAGGGCUGCUACCUCGGUCACAGUGUCAGCCGGCGCCUGCACUACGUCGUCCUCGAUGAGGCUGACAAGAUGCUGCAAUCAGGACGCUUUGCCGAACUGCAGACCUUGCUGGAGCGCAUCCACUGCGAGGUGCUGCCGGCGGGUUUCGCGCAGGACCGUGAGGAGGGUGCCGAGCCGGGCGAGAUCGCCGUCGAGAGCGGUCGCUGGGACCCCGAUACCGAGACGUUUAUUCCAUUCGACAAGGAGGAGGCAGGCGCGACAAAGCCGAAGGCGAAGAAAUCGGUGGCGGAGACCGUCACCGAGGCGAGUGGGGCACCAGUGAGGACAAAGAAAGGCAAGAAGCGCGCUCGCGAAGCCAUGGAGGCGGCGGCGGAAGACGUCUCAUCAAGUUCCAAGAUGAAGAAGGCAAAGAAGGUUGCUGCAGAUGUGACGCCAGGAAAGAGUCGCAAAACGGCCAAAACAUCUGCGAAACAGGCAGCCAGCUUGAGGGAGGAAGAGGAAGAGAAGGCGACAGACGAGGAGGAAACAGCGAGCAGGUAUGGCGACACGAACGCCGAGACGGAGUACGGUGAUGGCCGCCAUAAGAAGGACGAGCCGCAGCCUAUCCCGAUGCCGCCGGAGCCGGCUGCGGGGCACCGUGUCAUCACCUACGUCACGUCUGCCACUCUGUCGCUGCAGACAAACUAUGAGCGGCGCGACUUCUCGGCUCGCAAGAGCAUCAUUCGCACCUCGAACGCCGAUGUGCUGAACAAGGUUCUGCAGCAACUCGAGAUCAAGCUCAGUAAUGCACAAGUCUUCUCUCUCGCGGAGACGGCCAACGUCGCGGCGCGCAUCAACGAGACGUACCUCCGCUGCCCUGACAACAGCAAAGACCUGUAUCUGUACUACUUCCUCAAGACCUACCACGACGAUCGCGCCAUCGUCUUCGUGAACGCGAUUUCCAUGCUGCGGCGCUUGGUAAAGCUACUCGAGGUGCUCGGGAUUGCCGUGGUGGGCCUGCAUGCCUCGAUGCAGCAGCGCCAGCGUCUGAAGUUCAUCGACAAGUUCAAGCAAGGCAAAAUCCACGUGCUCGUGGCCACCGACGUUGCAUCGCGCGGUUUGGACAUUGAUGGACUCAAGUACGUUGUUCACUAUCAGGUACCGCGCACCACCGAGGCGUACAUCCACCGGUGCGGCCGCACGGCGCGCUGCGGCGGCACCGGCCUUUCUGUGCUGCUCGUCAACGCUCAAGAGCACAUGUCGUUUCGCAAGCUGAUGGAGUCCCUCGGUCGGAAGGAGAGUGAGGUGGAGACGUUUGCGAUGCAGGCGACGAUUGUGCACCAGCUCCACAGUCACCUGCGCAUUGCGUGGCAGAUUGAUAAGCUGCAGAAGGAGAUUGGGAAGUCCCGUGCGAGCAAUCAGUGGGUGAAGCGGAUGACGAAAGAGGCGGACCUGGAGACGGACGACAUGUACGACGACACCGCAGACGCCGAGAAUCGCGAAAAGCAGAAGGCCAUUCGCAUCUUGCAGCGCGAGCUUCAGCUGCUGGGACGGAAGUUCACGGGCCAGUAUGGCGGCAAGGGUGCCUUCCGCACGAGCGCAUACGCUCUGGGCGCCAAGCAAGCAGAGCAGCACCUGAAGGAGCGCGCCGACCGCCAGACGAUUCGCGUGGCGAGCAAGAAGAAAAACUUUGCAGCGAAGGGCGAAAAGUAG